UACGUGGGGGGACACGCGGUCGCUGUCAUCACCGGCGCGCGCGCUCACCGCGGGCUCGAACUUGGAACGAUCGUCGAUCGACGCGCGCGUGAUACGCUCAAACGAUCCACGACACGCGCGCAACACCGUCCACAUCGACCACGCACGUCGGGCCGUCGUUACUGUUGCCGAGCACCACGGUCACGCGCCGAUCCGUCGUUGCUAUUUCGCCGUGCGCUUUAUCGCAGCAGCAGCAGCACCAGCGGAAGCCAGUGACGGUCGCUGACGGCCACUGGACGACCACCGCGGACAGUCGCGCGCCGCAAUGAAAACCCCCGGGACGCCGCUGAUCGCGUUCCACUUGGUCGCGGCCGCGUUGGCCGUCCUCCGGCGAUCGGCCCACGGCCAAGAUUGUCCUGAUGGCGUCCCUGUAACUUACGUUAAAUAUGGUAAUGCGGCUCCAAGAUCUGUAGUACAGCCAAUUUUAUUAUAUGCUAGUACUCCUGGAGUUGCAAUUACAGCUGAAUGUUACAACAGAUGUAGAAAAUCGGUAGAUUGUGUUGGCUUUGUAAUUGACUACACAUCAACGUCAUGUUAUCGUGUUCCUAAUAUGGGAAGCUCCACUGAUAAUAUAGUCGAUACACCCAAUGUGAACUUCUUUAGAAAAGCUUGUCUUCGAGUUCCAGAAUCUUGUAGUCGAAGAGCAUGGCCGAUUGAGGUCUCUAUGGACUAUGAAAUCACUGGCUAUCAAUUUUCCGUCUUACCUAAUAUCGGCGAUAAAUGGCGAUGUGCCCAAUUAUGUAUUGACCAAAACAAUUGUAAAUCGGCCAAUUACUAUCGAAAAACUAAGAUGUGUUCCUUAAAUUCUGAAACUCGCAGAAGUAAACCUACAGCAUUCAAUCCAAGUCAGAAUCAAGUGGAGUACUUGGAAAACGAAUGUGCUACUACGUUACCAGUUGCAAAUCAAAUAAAUUCAUGCUGGCAUGAACCUGUUUACGAUAGAACAUUACAACAAGUGGAUUUACAAGUAGAAAACAUUAAUAUUGAACAAUGCAAAGAAAGAUGUGAAACUGAACAAUAUUUUAGUUGUAGAGGCUAUACUUUUAAAUGUCCUACAGAUGGGUUUGGAGGAACUCUUUGUCUUCUACACGGAGAUGAUACAAGCACAGCUGGUCCAUUAAUUCCAUCACUUUGUUCCACUUAUAUGGAAAGAAUUACUUGCAUUGACUUAAGCGUUUCGUGUAGCGAUGACUCUAUGCUGGUGUCAUUGAGAUCCCCAGGUUUCAAAGGUCGAAUAUUUGUAUUAGGAAGACCAGAAGAAUGUGGUGUUAAUGGUCGUCAUACUGAUAUCACCACAAUAACUCUACCAAUCGUAGAAAAUCAUAUGCAACGCAACUAUUGUGACGUAGUGGUGGCUAAAUCAGCUAACACCAACAGAAAAUUAGCCACGGCAGUUGUCGUAGUUCAACACCAUCCAAUAAUACAAACUGUUGGCGAUAGAGUUACAAAAGUGUCAUGUGCUGUUGGUUCUAGUCCUAAAAAUUCAUUCUUAGGAUCUAAGCCACAAAACAUCACAUUGGAUGCCACGUUCGGUGUUGCAGAACCAAGCAUUCACAACACAAUAUAUAACGAUGGUGGAUAUGACCCAAAUGGCUUAGUUGGUUCGGCAAAUCAAGUGGCCAAGAUGCGAAUUUUGGAAGUGGGACGAAACAUAAAACAGGUAUCGGAAGUAAAACUUGGCGAUGAACUAGAACUUCGGAUUGACGUAAACCAACCUUACAAUGCAACGCAUUUGAGAGCGGGUCACUUAGUUGCUAGUUCUGGAGAUGGUCUCGACUCCUUAUUGCUUUUAGACUGGAGAGGAUGUCCUCCAGAACCAUCAACAUUCCCAGUUUUGAGAUUAUCACCACCGAACUCAAUGGUUGCCCGAUUCAGAGCAUUCCGCUUUCCCUCGUCACCUGUACUUCGGUUUAGUCUCAUGAUGAUGUUUUGUGACCAGGCGUGUAAACUAAGUGAUUGCGGAAACGGACAAGUGUCUUAUGGUCGAAGAAAACGCGAUGUACCCCCAACAAAAACCAAUACAAAGGAAGUUCCAUUACAGCUAGCAAUUGUAGUACGGUCCCUCGAAGAACAAGAAGAAAUUAUAGCUAGUCAAAGUCAACUUAGCAGUAGUAAUAAUAAUAAUAAUGAAAGGUCAUCAAGAAGAUUAGAAAUUCCAGUGAUUCGUAACAAUGAAUGGUGCAUCACUUGGCCGACUGGAUUAGCAAUCGUUAUAGUUCUACUCACUAUGCAGACAAUGAUUGUAAUGGGUUGUUGGUCAUUUUUUCGACGUUCAAAUCAGAAAUCCAUUAACGAUCGCGUGACUUUAAACUCUGACUUUCAACCAAGACAUGUCACUUGGGCUGAUCAUCAAUAACUUCUAUUGAACACUGUUUUGUUAAUACAACAUUUACCAUUUAUUGAAUAUAUAUAUAUAUUUAACUUACUAACUUAAUGUACAAAUUAUUUUAUAUCUAAAAAAAAUAUUUAUCAGAAUGAUGUACUUAAUUAAAGGUUAUUUUCAUA
Messenger RNA from Sipha flava (yellow sugarcane aphid), 2544 nucleotides. RefSeq lists its product as uncharacterized. The record is from RefSeq and is a predicted model, not a curated record. Bases 305 to 2395 code for a protein of 696 amino acids. Lineage: Eukaryota; Metazoa; Arthropoda; Insecta; Hemiptera; Aphididae. The transcript has 11 exons.